Messenger RNA from Chenopodium quinoa (quinoa), 4209 nucleotides. RefSeq names its product AP3-complex subunit beta-A-like. The transcript has 11 exons. The record is from RefSeq and is a predicted model, not a curated record. Gene Ontology annotation, biological process: intracellular protein transport; vesicle-mediated transport. Gene Ontology annotation, cellular component: AP-3 adaptor complex; membrane coat. The coding region runs from base 548 to 3976 and encodes 1142 amino acids. Lineage: Eukaryota; Viridiplantae; Streptophyta; Magnoliopsida; Caryophyllales; Amaranthaceae.
UAUACUAUUUCCGGAUUAAAUGGCCAAAAAAAAAUUAAAACCCUAAAAGAGGAGAGAGGAGAGAGAAAAUGGUGCGUUUAUGUCUUGUAAUAUUUAUCAUUUUUAACACAACACUUUAGAUGAGUUUUUUAUGCUCAAUAAAAUAUGAAGCUCAAAUGUCCAAUUGGGUAUAAUAUCAGUCAUUAAUUUGAUAAUUUAUUCUUAAUAUUUUGAAUCAAUAGGUAGAUUUUCAUUCAUGGAGAAGAAAAAUCCCAAGAUCACUACGACAUGUCAACAUUGUCUAAAUAAUCAAGGAAGUUGACGCGAGCCAUAACACGAGCAAUAAGCCUUCUCGUUAGCCUUUCUAAAACCACAAUUGCCUUAUUCAUCACUAUUCACUACUAUCUACUGAUCAAACCGUUGCAGGCCGGGUUAUCACGUUCUAAAAAAGCCAGUUCAUUCUUCAAUCUCCCUCCUCCCCCGCCAUUUCUCCCCCUUUUCUCUGAAAAAUCACUACCAAAAUUCAAGAACCCUAGAAAUCACUCAAAAAUCGAUCAAUUGCAGAGAUAUGUUCCCGCAAUUCGGAGCAACCGCCGAAUCGUUCAGCAAAGCGUCGACAAUGGUGUUUCGGAUCGGUACCGACGCUCACCUCUACGAUGAUCCCGAAGAUGUCAGCAUCGCUCCUCUUCUCGACAGCAAAUUCGACUCAGAAAAGUGCGAAGCGCUUAAACGUCUUCUUGCUCUCAUUGCUCAAGGCUUUGAUGUCUCCAAUUUCUUCCCUCAGGUUGUGAAGAAUGUAGCAUCACAUUCAUUGGAAGUGAAGAAGCUGGUUUAUGUAUACCUGCUGCAUUACGCUGAAAAGCGACCAAAUGAAGCAUUAUUAUCAAUUAAUUGUUUCCAGAAGGACUUAGGGGAUACCAACCCUUUGGUACGUGCAUGGGCUCUCCGUACCAUGGCAGGCAUCCGUCUACAUGUAAUUGCACCUCUUGUUUUAGCUGCUAUAAACAAAUGUGCCAGAGAUCCAUCUGUCUAUGUUAGGAGAUGUGCAGCCAAUGCUCUUCCGAAAUUGAAUGAUUUGCGGCUUGAGGAAAAUGCUUCUGCAAUUGAAGAGAUUAUUGGUAUAUUACUGAAUGAUCAUUCACCUGGAGUAGUUGGAGCUGCUGCUGCUUCAUUUAAUUCAAUAUGUCCAAGUAACUUGCCUCUUAUAGCAAGAAAUUAUAAAAGACUCUGUGAGAUUCUCCCUGAUGUAGAAGAAUGGGGUCAAAUAAUCUUGAUUGGAAUUCUGUUGCGCUAUGUGAUUGCAAGGCAUGGCCUUGCAAAAGAAUCUGUGCUGUAUUCUCCCUGUGUUACUGGAACUAACAGCUGUGAGAAGGUUGGUCCAAAUGCAGACAUUCACUUACAAGACAGCCAUGACUUAGGCCAUGGAAGCUGUCAGCCAGAGUUAGUGGACUUGGUUGCCAGGUCGUACACUGAAGGUUCUGAUGAAUACCUAUCACGAUCGAGUUCAGAUAAAAGGAGGCUUUCCAACAUAGAUGAUGUAUCCCUUACUUCUGCUGAAACAAAUGAUGACCUGAAGAUGCUUCUGAAGUGUACAUCACCCCUUCUAUGGAGUCAGAACAGUGCUGUAUUACUUGCAGCUGCUGGAGUGCACUGGAUCAUGGCACCGAAGGAUAGUGUAAACAAAAUAGUAAAACCAUUGUUGUUUGUAUUAAGAUCAUCACGCGCUUCAAAAUAUGUGGUUCUCUGUAAUAUUCAAGUUUUUGCUAAAGUCAUGCCUUCACUUUUUGCUGACUAUUAUGAAGAUUUCUUCAUAUCAACUUCAGAAACAUACCAGAUAAAAGCUCUAAAGCUUGAUAUUCUCUCUUUGAUUGCUACGGAUUCUUCAAUUCCUUGCAUUUUUCAAGAAUUCCAGGAUUACAUUAAAGAUCCAGACAGAAGAUUUGCCGCUGAUACAGUUGCUGCUAUUGGUUUAUGUGCUCAACGUCUCCCAAAACUUUCUAAUAUAUGUUUGGAAGGCCUCUUGUCACUUACCAAAAUGGAAUUUUUGACGAGUGAGAAUAAUGCUUUGGAUGAGGAAGCUGGAAUUCUGAUCCAAGCAGUGAUGUCAAUUAAAGCCAUCAUAAGUCAAGAUCCACCUAGUCAUGAAAAGGUUAUUAUUCAAUUGGUUCGAAGCUUGGAUUCAAUUAAGGUGCCUGCAGCACGAGCAAUAAUUAUAUGGAUGGUUGGUGAAUACAACUCUUUAGGAGACAGAGUUCCUUUGAUGUUAACCUCAGUACUCAGAUAUCUUGCUCAUUGCUUCUCUUCAGAAGCUUCUGAAACAAAGCUUCAAAUACUUAAUACUGCUACUAAGGUCUUAUUGUGUGCCAAAGGGGAAGAUCAAGAUCAAUUGACAAUUAAAAAACUUGUAACUUAUGUGCUUGAAUUGGCAAAGAACGACAUGAAAUAUGAUGUCCGUGACCGAGCUCGUGUUUUAUCAAAGAUGCUGUCAACGUUUCUGGGCUCUCAUGAUAAUGAUGUAGACUAUGUUUCACCAAAAGAGGCGGCAGUCCAUCUCAUUGCAGAAAAAAUGUUCGGGCCCCCUAAAAGGUCACCAUUGUCUGAACCCAUAAGUUCCCGUUUCUAUCUUCCUGGCUCUCUUUCACAAAUAGUUUUUCAUGCUGCGCCAGGUUAUGAGCCUCUCCCUAAACCUUGUAGCCUGCUUUUUGCCGAUUUUGACCAAGACUCUGAUGUACUCCAAGGAAGAGAAAAGUCUGGGGACUUCUAUAUAACAGAUGAUUCUGAGAUAAAUUCUGGUUCUCUGGAUGAAGGAAGUGCAUCUGAUUUCAGCUCUCAGCAUUCAGAUAGUGCCUCGGUUUCUAAUUAUGGCAGUGAGGAGAGCCAACCUCUAAGUGAGGCUGAUAAAAAUUCAGGUCCACUGAUCCAGAUUUCAGAUAUGGACUAUUCUUUUAAGGGGCAGAAUAGUGCUGAGACUAUUCACGAUCCGUCUGGAUCUGGUGGAGUGGAGGAAAUUUUAUCUAGGAGGGCUUUAGAGUCAUGGUUGGGCGAGCAGCCUGUUUUGUCGGACCUGAAAUCAUCUGGAAGUGAUGCCAUCCAGGUAUCUGCCAGAAUCUCCAUUGAUAAUCUUAGCAAUCGGGUCAAGCCUAAAUCAUAUACGCUUCUAGAUACUGUGAGUGGUCAGGGGUUGAAGGUGGAUUAUUCUUUUUCCUCUCAGAUAUCAGACAUCUCACCAUUGCUAACUUGUGUGGAGGUUACUUUUCAUAAUUGCUCUGAUGAGCCUAUUUCAGAAGUGAUUUUGGCAGAUCAAGACCCCAUCAGAGUUCCAGAUGUGACAGAACAAGAAUUUAUGACAGCAGAGAGGUCAUCUGCCGCUCAGGUUGACGUUCCAACUUUGGUUCCAAUGGAAGGGAUUGGUUCUCUUGGACCAAGUCAAAUAAUAAAACGGGUCCUUCAGGUCCGGUUUCAUCAUCAUCUGCUACCCCUAAAAUUGUCAUUACAGUGCAAUGGCAAGAAUUACUCUGUCAAGUUGCGGCCUGAUAUUGGAUACUUUAUCAAGCCCUUAAAAAUGGAUGUUCCAGAAUUUAGAAAUAAGGAAUCACAGUUGCCUGGCAUGUUUGAAUAUGUGAGAAGGUGCACCUUUGCUGAUCAUAUUUUGGAGCUGAGCAAGGACAAAAGUGACACUUAUUUGACAAAGGAUGUGUAUCUUAUAAUAUGUGAGAGCAUAGCACUAAAGAUGCUAAGUAAUGCAAACCUUUUUCUCGUAUCUGUGGAUUUUCCACUGGCCUCUAAACUUGAUGAUGCAUCAGGUUUGUGCUUACGAUUCAGUGCUGAGAUAUUAAGCAGUUCUGUUCCUUGCUUGAUUACCAUUACUGUUGAAGGUUCUUGCUCGAAACCAUUAAAUAUAUCCGUGAAGGUCAACUGUGAAGAAACUGUUUUUGGCUUAAAUCUGUUGAAUAGAGUUGUAAAUUUCUUAACUGAAACCUCGCCUAGCAGCUCAUAAAAAAAGUGGAUGAGCUUCUUUCUUGUGCUACCGUAUUUUCUUUUAUAUCAUUAUCCUUCAUACAACAUUUUCUGCAUACUCCUUUUCCCCCCUUCAACUAAUUCUGUUUUUUUUGUCUUUAUUAUAAAGAGAGUGCUGGACAUGCCUUUGGGCUGUAUAUGAGUUGAGGUAUCUGUAAAACUUCUUGAGAAGCAAAAUUUUAUUAAUGAAAUCAACGUGUGAAUUAUUCUUUC